AUGGCCACCCCUCAACCCAAGCACAACCUCCCCGCCGAGCAAGCCUACAACAUCGCCCCCCAAACCUACCUCCGCAUCCCAGGUCUCAUCUUCGACCCGGUCCCCAUCCUGAUCCCCUACCCUCAUCGCGCGGCUCUCAACUUCCUCAAGCCCUCCCGCUUCAAGCUCGACUUGUCGUGGGAGGAGUACUACGAUCUCCUCCAGCCCUUUGACGACGUCGCUUACAAGCUCACUGAUGUGUUUGAGCACUGCCUCGACGAGCUGAAGUAUAGCGUUCCCGACCCUGCUCCUAUUCAUGCUCCUACUUCUGCUUCUGAGGACAAUGCCGAGGAGGACGAGGCUGAGAUCGAGACCGGAACUGAGAUGAAGACUGAGAUGAAGACCGAAUCUCAUAUGAAGACCGAGACUGAGACGAACAACAAGACUGAGAUGAAAACCGAGACUGAGACUGAGACCAAACCUGAGGCUGACAAGACAGCAGAGAAUCCCCAUCCGCCCCAAAAGACCGAUUGGAAAGCCUUCUUUGAGCGAGUGCUCGAGAACCUCGGACACAAAGCCCAUGAGUUUGGCUUGGGCGGCGAAGACGUCAUGUGGAUUGCGUUUCUGUACACCCGCGCCUACGACAACACUCCCAAGUUCAUCCGGGCCAGAGAUCGUAAGUACUAUCGCAAAGCGAACAUCCAUUACCUCCACGACUUGCUGGGUGAUUGGCAGAUGUUGAUGCGGCAGAAGCGCUUGAGGUGGCAAGUUGUCUUCUUUGAUAUUUUUGGGAAGCAAUAG
Messenger RNA from Colletotrichum karsti, 780 nucleotides. RefSeq lists its product as uncharacterized. The transcript has a single exon. NCBI's taxonomy places the organism in Eukaryota, Fungi, Ascomycota, Sordariomycetes, Glomerellales, Glomerellaceae. The record is from RefSeq and is a predicted model, not a curated record. Bases 1 to 780 code for a protein of 259 amino acids.